GUCAUGAUCUUGCUUUCCUUUUACCGCUCCUAGUUUCUAAACCAGUAGAUGUAUCUAGCAAGUAGGGCCUCCGUUAGCACAAGAAGAUUGCAGCUUUGCAAGGCAGAUGAUCUUGCAUGGUUCAUGGACAUGACUUGCUCAGUUAGGCAACAUCCACACCUUUUGUUUUGGUCCUGUUCGGAAAUCUGGUCGUCGACGGUUAGUAGCCUAGCCGUCGCUGGUAAUGAUUUGUUCCCCCAAUACUGCCAUAGUUGUCGCGCAGGUUUCAGCAUCGUCGGAAGAAUUAUAAAGGGCAGGCAUGUACUUAUGUAGUAAGCGGUGAACCAAAUGAACAUCCUUAAUUGCACAGGCCACACUUUCCCCAUACACGAAAGCCAUGCAACUUAUUGAUUUGCCUAGUAUAUAGCAUCUACAGAACGUUAAUAAGAACCUUGAUGUGCUCCUUCUGGAGAUUCAAGGUUGUAUGUUGUGAUCUCCCUCGCAUCCUAACAAGGGCCAGCAACCACUAUGUAUUAACUGUCGUGGUGCUUUUAAUAGUCUAGUUGUUGUAGGAUAUUUGAGCUCGAUUAUGGAGCCAAGCUUGCGGAUGACGAGCUCGGGAUCAAAUAGGUCGAAAAGAAUCGGUUGGAUCCGUACCCCUAUCAUUUUGACAGUUUGCACUCACUUUGUUGAGCUGAGUUCAAGCCUCUACUCCUGCUUUAUCGGCUCAUUCUGUUUUCGUAGGAGUCAACAUCGCUUUCGUGUGUCUCGAGCUUUGUUGAGCUAAGCUCGAGUCUGUUAGGAAGCUGGAUGACCAGUUCAGGCUCGCUUUGGCCUGGUUUCAAUGGUCCGGUAGUGCCCCGGAUCAUGGCCCAUCCACGGUACAAUGUGUGCCAGGACCCAGGCCAUCUUGGCCCAAACAAGGCCAUAUUGUGUUGCUAAAGUAUUGGCUGGCAGUUGAACAUAUGUAUUGUGUGCUAACAAAGAAUCUGAAUUAUAAAACAGGAAAUGGCAAGCAAUAUAUUGUAAACAGUAAAAGGAACUUUUGAUCGAUUUAAAACUAUCCAUAUGGCAAUCCCUCCCACUCCCUGCCUCCUGGGUUGACAUGUAUCUGUGCGAACGCGCAUACGCGGCAGCAGUACAUUCACAUCCAGUACAGCUGGCAGCACUCCAAAUUGAGCACAUCCUUGUUUUCAUACUGGAACCUUUAUUUUGAUUGUUGUUUCCUCAAUUGGAUGGCCGAAAAAUACACACAGCCCUGCUGGAUCCACACCCCUUUCCCCACUGGGGCUCUGUUGCUCCAUUUGGAACCGACGGCGUUCAGGAAAGAAGUAAAGAGAGUCGAGCCCCAAAGCCCCCCCUCCCCCCCUCCCUCCAUACCCCAACCACUUCGCCGCGGCCGUUCUUCAAUCGGAGCCCACAAAAGAGCCAUCUAUCUCCUUUCUACCAGAGAUCUACCCAGGGGUUAUUUGUGCAGACACUUGUUUUAUGUGCUUGUGCGUGCUGAUUUCGGCGGUUUCGUGUGACCACAAGGGAAUCGGAGUGCUUCACGGCGAGGAUGCCUGGUCUACCUUCACAUAACAACGAUGCAGUGAACAAUGGAUGUGGAUUCAGUGUCCCCAGGUAUGCAGACGAGACGUGUGGUCAGCAGUCAAGAGCUCAGUUAUCUCCAGACGAGGAACUUACCCAUGAGGAAUGUUUGGCAUUAUACGACAAACCAGUUACGCUGUACAAUAUUAUUCAACAAAGAGCCAUUAAAAAUCCCUCUUCACUUCAAAGAUGCCUUUGUUAUAAGAUAGAAGCAAAACGGAAAAAGAGGAUACAGAUAUCGGUAUCAAUUUCUGGAAGCGCAAAUACUGAGUUGCCAGCUCAUGGUAUCUUUCCUCUCCAUGUUCUGUUUGCUAGAGCUACUACUAAUGAUUCACUUAAUGGGCAUUCUCCAGUGUAUCAGUUCAGCUGGGCUUCUCUCCUGACUUCUUUUAGUGAAUCUGGAAACAGUGACCACACUAACGCCACAUUCACUAUCCCCGAUUUGAAGAGUUUAGCAACCUUACAAGUUUGCAACCUUAACAUUAUCCUUAUUAGCUGUGGCCAACGUGGAAAAAAUCUUAAUGAAAACUUCUCAGGGAACCAUGUGGAGUAUUCUUCUCCUCAAAAGCUUGGAGGCCAAUGUUCCUGGGGUAAAAUACCUAUGGAUUUACUUUCCUCAUCUUUGGAUGAUUGCGUAACUUUAAGUUUGGGGCAGACUGUGGAAUUGACUUCAGGAAUAAGUAUGAGCCCAGGCUUCAUAGAGCCAAUGUUACUUGAGAAUGGCACUUGCUUCACUUUUUGCUCUCAAAAGGCAGAUGCUACAGGUUCAUAUGAACUACAAGUGAGGAUAGAUGCCCAAGAGGCUGGUGCAAGAGACAUGCAGAAAUAUUCUUAUAGUAGUUACUCAUAUGAUGAUGUCCCACUUUCGUCAUUACCAGAUAUCAUAAGGGUAAGAACAGGCAAUGUGCUCUUUAACUACAGGCACUGCAAAAAUAUCGUAAAAAGUGAAGUUACGGAAGAUUUUUCUUGCUCCAUUUGCUUGGUAAAGUGUGGAAGUUUCAAGGGCCUGGCAUAUCAUUUAACCUCAUCGCAUUGGCUACUCCACUGUGAUUUUGGGGUCUUUGAAGACCGCCAAGUUGUUAAUCUUAGUCUAAAGGUUGAUGCCAGGAGAGCAGAGCUUCUAAGCCCUGCAGGAGAAGGAGAUGAACCAAGCAAGAAAAUGUUUUUCUACCGACCUAGGUUUAAGAAGAGGUGUAGAAGAUUAGAAACAUCAAUCGAGAAGACCAAGCAUGUACAUCCACAUAUCAGAGAUAUUGUGGAAUCAAGAUCACCAGAAAAUAUCAGAGAUAUUGUGGAAUCAAGAUCACCAGAAAAUAUCAGAGAUAUUGUGGAAUCAAGAUCACCAGAAAAUAUCAGAAAUAUUGUGGAAUCAAGAUCACCAGGAAAUAUCAGAGAUAUUGUGGAAUCAAGAUCACCAGGAAAUAUGGGUCAUGUACAUGCACAUACUGCAGAACCAGGAUCAUCCAAAGAUGCCCAUAAAGGGUUUGAUGUGGAUUAUGUCCCAAACGAAAAUGGGAUUUCUGUGCCCCAAGCUUCAAUUGUUUCUCACCCCGCAUUACAUGUUAGCAAUCAUUCAACACCAGCAGUUCUAGAGUUUGGGAAGUCAAGGAAGCUCUCCGUUGAUCGAUUUGGCCCCAGAAAGCGUCUACUGCUGCAAAAACGUGAGUUCUUCCAUUCUCAGAAGGCGCAGAGAAUGGAACUAGAAGAUGUUUUGGGAGAUCAUGAUAGUGAAGACGAAAUUGAUGAUGACAUCGCUGACUUUGAAGAUAUGACGAUGCUCGAUGGUUUUUCUGACGUUACUAAAGACGAGAAGCGUAUUAUGCAUAUGUGGAAUUCGUUUGUUCGGAAACAAAGGGUAUUAGCUGAUGGCCAUAUACCCUGGGCUUGCAUGGCAUUCUCCGAGCAGCACGGACAAGAACUCGUGCACAACCCUGCUCUACGAUGGUGCUGGCGAUUCGUUAUGAUCAAGCUCUGGAACCACAGCCUGCUCGAUGCCCGCACCAUGAACACCUGCAACAAAUUUCUCGAUGACUUGGAAAGCGAGAGCUCUGCUGGCCCCAUGCAAACUUGAUUUGUAGAAAACGUUGUCCAAUUCGAGCAGGGCCCAUCGACGGUCAUGUUUGUGGCGGUGCAGCAUGUCACAUUUUUUUGAUUUCCUGUCGUCCUCAUUUACGGUUACAGGAUUACAGUUGGGCAACAGUGAUGUGUCAUUUUGGGAUGGGCAGACUUGUGGAGUUGAUGGUCACAGAAUUGCAGAUGUUCUGUUUUCUAUUUCGUUUUUUUUUUGUGUCGCAUUAUCUGUUAGUUAAGCUUCGGUCAUUUUGUUCAAAAGUUGAAACACUUGUGAGCCGUGGAGCCUGGCUGCAUGUUUGUGGGUGUUUUCGAAAAAAUAAUAUACAUGUUGUAGUAGGAUCAAAACGUGUAGAAGGUUGUGCACCGAUGUGAUGGUUUUCCAAACCAAAGGUUAAUUCAUAAGUUUUAUGAUGAGUUGGGAUGAUUUUGAGUUA
Lolium perenne is the source of this 4076-nucleotide messenger RNA. RefSeq names its product polycomb group protein EMF2B. Gene Ontology annotation, molecular function: chromatin DNA binding. The record is from RefSeq and is a predicted model, not a curated record. Gene Ontology annotation, cellular component: nucleus. Lineage: Eukaryota; Viridiplantae; Streptophyta; Magnoliopsida; Poales; Poaceae.